UAUGGCGUGGUCAUCAUCCUCCAACACUACUCCACAAAUGCACGAGGUUUUCAUUAGCUUUAGAAGUGAGGAUACCCACAAGACAUUUACAAGCCAUCUUAAUGGUGCUUUGAAAAGAUUGGAUAUUAGUACCUACAUAGACAACAACCUUGAGAGUGGAGAUGAAAUACCAACUACCCUUGUUAGGGCCAUUGAGGAAGCUAAGCUUUCUGUGAUUGUUUUCUCUAAAAACUAUGCGGCUUCCAAGUGGUGUUUGGAUGAACUUGUGAAAAUACUUGAGUGUGGAAAGACUAGGAGGCAAGUUAUAAUGCCUGUUUUCUAUGAUAUAGAUCCUUCCGAUGUAAGGAACCAAAGGGGAAGCUAUGCUGAGGCUUUUGCUAAACAUGAGCAAAUUUUUCACGAAAAUAAAAAGGUGAAAGAAUGGAGGAAUGGUUUGAUUGAAGCAGCCAAUUUUUCUGGUUGGGAUUGCAACGUCAACAGGACAGAAUUAGAAAUUGUUGAAGAAAUUGCUAUGGAUGUGCUCCAAAAGCUGAAUCAUGCGAACGUCAGUGAUCUGAAUCACCAGAUCAAAAAGUAUGAGCAACUUGCACAACUUCAGGAACAAUAUUUUCAGAGCAAACCCACUUCAGAUAAUUGGAAAAAUCAUAAUGCAACAGUUGAACGUAUCACAGAACUUAAAAUGGAGAGAAGUAUCCGUUUGCUUCGUUUGACACCUGAUAUGCUCUCGCAUAUGGAAAAUUCAAGACCUAAUAAU
Abrus precatorius (Indian licorice) is the source of this 754-nucleotide messenger RNA. Its product is annotated as TMV resistance protein N-like. The transcript is spliced from 2 exons. Lineage: Eukaryota; Viridiplantae; Streptophyta; Magnoliopsida; Fabales; Fabaceae. The record is from RefSeq and is a predicted model, not a curated record. Gene Ontology annotation, biological process: signal transduction. The annotation marks the transcript as partial.